AUGAGAACACUUGAAGACCCGCACAACCAAGCUGCUGACGCGGGGCUUUCGAAAAUCUUCAGAUUCAUCGAUCACGGCUCGGAAUUGCCAGUGACUGAAGUGAAGUCUUUGAGGAGAACUGCUGCUGAGCUCAGAAUUUGGGUAGAAGUGUAA
Messenger RNA from Perkinsus marinus ATCC 50983, 153 nucleotides. RefSeq lists its product as hypothetical. The record is from RefSeq and is a predicted model, not a curated record. NCBI's taxonomy places the organism in Eukaryota, Perkinsozoa, Perkinsida, Perkinsidae. The transcript has 3 exons. Bases 1 to 153 code for a protein of 50 amino acids.